ACCAGAGGGAGUAAUUUGUAAAAGAAGGUAAGUUUGGCUCCUACAGAAAAAAAAUUCAGCAAAUCAAGGGGCAAAAAGGAAAAGAAAAGAUAAACUUUUCGAGAUCCGUGCCAAAAGUUCAUCUUUUCACCAUCAGUGUGAGAGUAGGGAGAGUUUAUUCUCUCAAGCUCGGCCGCCUUUACACCAUCAAUGGCGGAGUACGAGAGGCAUCAGCUGCAGCAACAGUCAGGCGGUGGCGGCGGAAUCCCCAAAGAGAGAGCUGUGCAAGCCAUAAACACAAUCAUACAGCUCCACUUCGAGAAAACCCUCGAGAAGAAGAGGUCCAUCGACCUCCAGAAGAAGGAGCUCCACAAGCUCUUCAUCCUCUUCUUCAUCUUCCUCGCCCUCGUCUUCUCCGCCCAGUCCUCUGCCUCCUCACGCCUCCAGUGCCGCCACUGCUGGGUCCCAAUCAUCCUUCUCUCCCUGGCCCACCUCAUCUUCUACGUCUCGGUGGCGCAGACGCUCCGGUGCAUCAACGGGUUCAAGUACCAGCGGCGCUGCCACAAGCUGACGCUGGGACUCGCCACCGAGAAGCUGAGGGAGAUGAAGGUGAGGCUGAGCGAUGAAUUCGAUGCCCCGAUUUCCGACGAGGAAUUUGAGAUUCACUACCAGGAGCCUCCGGAGGCCUACUUUGCGAAGUUCAAGAGGAACUGGGCUUGCCAUUUUGCCUUCUUGAUCCUCAUCUACUGCUUCAUGGUCUCUUCCUCUGUUGUUCUCCUCUGUUUUUAGUUACAUUCUUUUUGCCUUUUUGUUUAAGUUAGUUGAGAUCUGCUUCAGCCACUGCAUACUGGUUGAACUCGCAGCUUGGAACAAAUAUCGCUUGUAAUUUAAAAAUUUCGAGGGAUAUAAAGUUUAGAAUCCAAAUUUUAUUCCUCUCCUUUUCUUAUAUUUUGGAUGUACCAAGUUUCUGUCCUGGAAAAUUGAAAUAUCUCUCUCUUUCCUUUUGAGA
Molecule: messenger RNA, 988 nt
Organism: Malus domestica (apple)
Lineage: Eukaryota; Viridiplantae; Streptophyta; Magnoliopsida; Rosales; Rosaceae
Source: RefSeq, a predicted model, not a curated record